Danaus plexippus (monarch butterfly) is the source of this 444-nucleotide messenger RNA. It is a transcript of the gene mRpL34, whose product is annotated as large ribosomal subunit protein bL34m. The transcript is spliced from 2 exons. Gene Ontology annotation, molecular function: structural constituent of ribosome. Bases 122 to 394 code for a protein of 90 amino acids. The record is from RefSeq and is a predicted model, not a curated record. Gene Ontology annotation, cellular component: mitochondrial large ribosomal subunit; ribosome. NCBI's taxonomy places the organism in Eukaryota, Metazoa, Arthropoda, Insecta, Lepidoptera, Nymphalidae. Gene Ontology annotation, biological process: translation.
AAUCUCUAUUGGAAAGUUUGUAUAAUCUGUAUGAGAUAUUGACAUCGGGUCUUUUCACGACUAUAAUGUAUAUUUUACAGUAGAUAUUACAUGCGUACCUAGUUUGAACAAUUCAAUAACAAUGUCUAGGCUUCUGAGCGCGGUUUUUCAACCACUACGGUUUAUGACCAACACUUUAAAAACAUUUGGGCAAUGUUCGCCAAAUACUAGUUUAGUUAAGCCUGAAUAUCCUUUAUUAGCUUCUGUAAGGACCAAAGUUCGCUGUUAUUUCCCACGACCGAAUGAAGUUAGACGAGUCAGGCGUCACGGUUGGAAUACCAGGAUAUCGACCCCAAAUGGAAGGAGAGUUAUUAUGAGACGACUAUUAAAAGGGAGAUUUGUUUUAACCCAUUGAAUUAUUGUUAGUAGGUUUUAAUAAGUUAGUAAAUAAUAUAAAAUAAAUAA